Messenger RNA from Drosophila teissieri, 684 nucleotides. RefSeq names its product angiopoietin-related protein 1. Bases 1 to 684 code for a protein of 227 amino acids. NCBI's taxonomy places the organism in Eukaryota, Metazoa, Arthropoda, Insecta, Diptera, Drosophilidae. The record is from RefSeq and is a predicted model, not a curated record. The transcript is spliced from 2 exons.
AUGAGGUCGUGGUUUGUUGUGUUUCUUUUAUGGAUUUUGCAGUUCCAAAUGGGUCAGAGUUCACCACACACCUGUCCUAGUGGCAGUCCAGAUGGAAUUUACCAGCUGAAGCUGCCAGGAGAAGAACCUUUUCAAGUGACCCAGUGCAAAACAACCACAAGAGAUUGGAUUGUCAUUCAAAGACGCCUAGAUGGAAGUGUUAACUUCAACCAAUCGUGGAUUAAUUACAAGGAUGGAUUUGGCAAUCCGAAUGGAGAAUUUUUCAUCGGUCUCCAGAAGCUUUAUCUGAUGACUAGAGAACAACCACACGAACUUUUCAUUCAACUAAAGCAUGGCACUGGCGUUACAGAAUACGCGCACUUUGAUGACUUUCAAGUGGGCAGUGAAAAUGAGUUAUAUAAACUGGAACGGGUGGGACAAUAUUCUGGAACUGCUGGGGACUCCCUUAAAAACCACAUAAGCAAAAGGUUCUCUACUUUUGAUCGUGAUAAUGACGAGUCUAGUAAGAAUUGUGCAGCCAACCAUGGCGGUGGUUGGUGGUUUCACUCUUGUUUGUCAAGCUCGCUAAAUGGACUUUAUUUUAGAGAAGGUGAAACCGUCAUUCUUAAUGGAAUUCACUGGGGCCGCUGGAAAUUCCACUCCCUAACUUUUGUUCAAAUGAUGAUAAGACCAAAAUUCUUUUAG